This is a messenger RNA of Polyodon spathula (Mississippi paddlefish), 1217 nucleotides long. It is a transcript of the gene eef1akmt2, whose product is annotated as EEF1A lysine methyltransferase 2. Gene Ontology annotation, molecular function: protein-lysine N-methyltransferase activity. Gene Ontology annotation, biological process: peptidyl-lysine dimethylation; peptidyl-lysine monomethylation. The record is from RefSeq and is a predicted model, not a curated record. Bases 32 to 730 code for a protein of 232 amino acids. The transcript is spliced from 6 exons. Gene Ontology annotation, cellular component: cytoplasm. NCBI's taxonomy places the organism in Eukaryota, Metazoa, Chordata, Actinopteri, Acipenseriformes, Polyodontidae.
UGUGUCGACAUUAAACUCUUCCCGUGUGACAAUGGAUGCUGCUGGUAGCAUACACAGCUCGGAGGACGCAGAACAAAACAGAGAGGAAUGUGGGUUUGUUCCAUCAAAGUUGGGAACGAAAGAAUAUUGGGAUGAAGCCUACACAAGAGAGCUGCAGACUUUCAAAGACAUUGGGGAUGUUGGGGAGAUCUGGUUUGGCGAGGAAAGUAUGGCUCGGGUUGUUCAGUGGCUACAGAAGGAAAAUAUUCCACGAGAUGCUUCUGUGCUUGAUAUUGGAACAGGGAACGGGAUGUUUCUAGUGGAGCUGGCAAAAUGUGGGUUUACCAAUCUGACUGGAAUUGAUUACUCUCCUGCUUCUGUUGAGCUGGCAAAAAACAUCAUUGCAAAGGAGGAACUGACUAACAUCAGGAUCCAGGAAGAAGACUUUCUCAGCCCCUCUCCUGAGCUGUCAGGGUUUGAUGUGUGCAUCGAUAAAGGGACAUUUGAUGCGAUCAGUCUGAACCCAGAGAACGCGGCAGAGAACAGACAGCAGUAUGCUCGGGCUGUGCGCUCGGUGCUCAAAGACGACGGGUUCUUCAUUAUCACAUCGUGUAACUGGACCAAAGACCAGCUUCUCAGCAUUCUCCACAAAGGAUUUGAGAUUCAGCAUGAGCUGCCAACACCUAGCUUCCAGUUUGGAGGGAGAACCGGGAAUAGUGUAACAGCGCUGGUUUUAAAGAGGACAAACUAAACACUUCUAUUAAAUACAGGACUGAACCACAAAUAGUCUUUCUUGGAAGGAGUCUGCCUUAUUGCCAAAUAAACUUUUGAAAGGGCUUGUAAAAAGGUCCGAGAAAUCUACGGCAGCAGAUUUUCGUUGUUUUUACAUGACCGAAUUUAUACAGAACUUUAAGCUUAUGCAACAUUAGGAAAUCCAUUUCGAGGUGCUUUUUUAUAUAAAAGAAAACUUGCAUAAAAAUAUGGAGACAUUUGCACAACCAUUAACCUGACUAUGUUCAGGAGGGCAGCUAACAACCUCUAUCAGCUUUGGUUUCUGUCUGCCAUAAAUACUGAGCCUGCAACCGAGUCUGAAGUGUUACUUCAGGAAUUUGCUUUCAUUUCCCCUGCUGAUUUUGCUCAGUUUUUAUCAUAAGCAACCUCCAAAGAUAUUUUUACCAGCAUUAUUGUUAGUAAAGCUGCUUCUGUCAACUUGAGAGCAUAAAUGUUACAAAUGUGUA